AUGGCAGAAGAGGACGAAGAAAGAUUACAAGAAUUAACACCAGCAUCAGCACCACUUUCAGCAGUCCAAUCAGGUUCUAGAUACAUCCCAUCAACUUUAGUAUCAGAUGAUGAAAAUACAGUAAUUGAUAAUCAUAAAUUUUUAAGAAGUGAAUUAAGAAAACCUUCAGCAGCAGAUUUUAAUCCUGGUUAUACUGAAUGGCCAAAACAUGAAGCUGGUAAUGCAUCAAGUGUUGGAUUAGCUUCAUUUGGAGUUACAACUUUUGUAUUGGGUUUAUAUUUAGCUCAAGCUAUGGGGAUUGAAACUAUUAAUAUUGCUAUUGCACCUGCUAUUUUCUUUGGUGGUGUUAUACAAUUUUUAGCUGGUGUUGCAUUAUUCAUUAUUGGUGGUGAAGGUAAUACUUUUGCAGCUACUGUUUUUACAUCAUAUGGAUCAUUUUGGUUAUCUUUUGGUUCUAUUUUCAUACCAGCUUUUCAAAUUGCUUCUGCUUAUGGUGAUGAUAUUGAACAAUUCAAUCAUGCUGUUGGAUUUUUUUUAUUAGGUUGGGCAAUUUUCACAUUUUUUAUGUUCUUAGUCACUUUUAAAUCUACUUGGCCUUUAUUGUUGUUGUUUUUUACAUUAGAUUUUGGGUUUUUUAUGUUAAGUGCUGGAUAUUUAGUUCAAAGUACAAGAUGUAUUAGAGGAGGAGGAGUUUUAAUUUUCUUGUCUUCAUUAUUUGGACUUUAUGCUUGUUUUGCUGGUAUUUCUACUUCAUAUAAUAGUUAUUUAAUUUUCCCGGCCGGUACAAUUCCUGUCCAACAUAAUAAGACCAAAUCAGUACCAGUUUGA
Messenger RNA from Lodderomyces jiufengensis, 828 nucleotides. RefSeq names its product acetate uptake transporter family protein. Gene Ontology annotation, cellular component: plasma membrane. NCBI's taxonomy places the organism in Eukaryota, Fungi, Ascomycota, Pichiomycetes, Serinales, Debaryomycetaceae. The coding region runs from base 1 to 828 and encodes 275 amino acids. Gene Ontology annotation, molecular function: acetate transmembrane transporter activity. The transcript has a single exon. The record is from RefSeq and is a predicted model, not a curated record.